AUGGAUCUGCAUGCAGGUUUUGUGGCAAUAAUCGGGAAACCAAACGCUGGGAAAAGCACCCUGCUCAAUGGUAUCUUGGGACAGAAGCUGUCCAUUGUGACACCAAAGGCACAGACGACGCGCCAUCGCAUCAUCGGCCUCCAUUCUGAGGAGAGCUUCCAAAUCAUCUUCCUGGACACUCCCGGUGUCCUGCGAGAGCCCAGCAUCGCUGAGCCGUUGAACAUGCUGGAUCAAAGAAUGAUGCAGAACGUUCGACAGGCCACGAAAGACGCAGAUGCAGUGCUGGCGAUAGUGGAUGGCAAUGACAGAGCGGAGGAAGCUCUGCCUCUGCUGGCGCCUUACUGCCGCAAGGGAUCUGUGCCGCUUGCGGUUGUCUUGAACAAGGUCGAUUUGCUCACCGCCCUGAGACUACGGCAGCUCGUCGAGUACUUUGAGUUGCAGCCAGGAAUUGAUGCCGUCAUUCCUGUGUCGGCUCUAAAAGGCAGAAACUUGAAGGAUGUUGAGGAGUGGGCGGUGUCCCACCUUCCAGAGGGGCCAGCCUUGUAUCCCAAGGAUGCAGUGAGCGACCAUCCAGAGAGGUUCUUUGUGGGGGAGAUUGUCCGGGAGAAAAUCUUCCAGCUCUACAGGGAAGAGAUUCCAUAUUGCAGCACGGUGCAAGUCCUGGAUUACAAAGAGCGGGCCGUGGGCAAGGAUCUUGUGCAGGUUGCUGUGUAUGUGGAGCACGAGUCCCAGAAAGGCAUCAUGGUAGGCAGGGGCGGCAGCGCACUGAAAGCCAUGGCUACAGCUGCACGAGCCGACAUUGAAGCUUUUGUAGGACGACCAGUCUACCUUGACAUCACCGUCAAGGUCAAGGAAAAGUGGCGGAAGAAUGAGGAAGCAUUGACCAAUCUAGGCUACUGA
This is a messenger RNA of Coccomyxa subellipsoidea C-169, 900 nucleotides long. Its product is annotated as GTP-binding protein Era. Bases 1 to 900 code for a protein of 299 amino acids. Gene Ontology annotation, molecular function: rRNA binding; ribosomal small subunit binding; GTP binding. The transcript is spliced from 6 exons. Gene Ontology annotation, biological process: ribosomal small subunit assembly. The record is from RefSeq and is a predicted model, not a curated record. Lineage: Eukaryota; Viridiplantae; Chlorophyta; Trebouxiophyceae; Coccomyxaceae.